CAAUCACGUAUCGAGAAAGUUUGGAUGCCCUACGUCUUUCCCUCCCUUUGAUAUUCACUGAUGUUUUCCCACACCAAAAUCAAAAGCUGCAGUUCGAUCGAGAGCUAGAAUCAGGACAACUAUCAUCUUCCGUUAUAUUCACUUCGUCGUCUCUCCUCUGUCAAAUCUUUUCCCGCCCCCAAGUAACUUUUAAACUCAACGUACAGAUUUAAAUUGUAAUCUACAAUGGGGGACAGUGAAACUGUGGUUGCUCAAGCAUCGACUGUUAUGGAAUACCCAUCCACAGGCUAUAUUCCAACCGAGUACUCUGCUGUAAGCUCAAACAUUACUCCAGAUGGUGUUGCUUUCACCGCUGGAGCUGCUGUGGAUAUGAACGCUCCAUCCAUUCCAACAGAUACUGCUUAUCCCUUGCCGGAUGGUUCUAGUUCAGCUGCUGGAAAUGCAUGCAACUCUGAUCCUAGUUCUGUUACACAAGAACCUCCUGUUACCUCACUAAAUGAGUCAAAGCCAGCUGUUGCUGUGGCAAAUACUUCUGAGAAUCUUAUCAGCCAGGAGAGUGUAGUACCAGAUUCAGCUCAAAUUGUUGGUUGUGAUUCUUCUGUAAAUGGCAAUGGUGUUAUUGAAGCGAGGGAUUUUAUUCAUACAGGAAAUGGUGAAAAUGGCAAUGCUUCGAAUGAUGCUGGUGGGGCUGAGCAACCGUAUGAAGAGAGUUCUGCACUUUCUGCUGAAGAAGAACGACUAUGGAGCAUUGUGAAAGCAAAUUCCUUGGACUUCAAUGCGUGGACUGCCCUCAUUGAAGAGACGGAGAAGGUUGCGGAGGAUAACAUAUUAAAAAUCCGGAAAGUUUAUGAUACCUUUUUGGCGGAAUUUCCCUUGUGCUAUGGAUACUGGAAAAAGUAUGCAGAUCAUGAGGCUCAUUUGGGUUCCAUUGACAAAGUAGUGGAGGUAUAUGAGAGGGCGGUUGUAGCUGUGACCUAUUCAGUGGAUAUUUGGUUGCAUUAUUGCAUGUUUGCUAUAUCUACAUAUGGAGAUCCUGAUACUGUUCGAAGGUUAUUUGAACGUGGAUUGGCUUAUGUUGGGACAGAUUAUCUUUCCUAUCCUCUCUGGGACAAAUAUAUAGAGUUUGAAUACUCACAGCAGCAGUGGUGUCAUUUGGCCAUGAUCUACACAAGGAUUUUUGAGAACCCUAAUCAACAACUUGAUCGCUAUUUCAACAGUUUCCAGGAGUUGACUGCAAGUCGACCUUUGUCUGAGAUACGGAGUGCUGAGGAAGCUGCUGCCGCAGUAGCUGCAAACUUGGAGGCUGGUGGCCAAGAAGCUGAAGGAGAGGUUCCUCCCAACAGUGAGGAACAAUCUACAAAACCUGUAAGUGCAGGCUUAUCAGAAGCAGAGGAGUUGGAGAAGUAUGUCGCCAUUAGAGAAGACAUGUAUAAGAAAGCUAAAGAGUUCGAUUCUAAGAUCAUUGGUUUUGAAACAGCUAUUAGGAGGCCUUACUUUCAUGUACGGCCCCUCGUUGAUUCAGAGCUAGAAAAUUGGCACAGCUAUCUGGAUUUUAUUGAAAAAGAAGGUGACCUCCACAAGAUUGUCAAGCUGUAUGAGAGGUGUCUAAUUGCUUGUGCCAACUAUCCUGAGUACUGGAUACGGUAUGUCUUAUGCAUGGAAGCGAGUGGAAGUUUGGAUCUUGCAAAUAAUGCACUUACUCGUGCUACGCAAGUCUUUGUCAAGAGACAACCGGAGAUUCACCUUUUCGCUGGUAGGUUUAAGGAGCAAACUGGGGAUGUUUCAGGAGCACGUGCUGCAUAUCAACUUGUGCAUUCUGGAAUAUCACCUGGUUUACUUGAAGCUGUUAUUAGGCAUGCAAACAUGGAACAUCGAUUGGGCAACUUGGAAGAUGCAUUCUCACUAUAUGAACAAGCAAUAGCCACUGAAAAAGGGAAAGAGCAGUCUCAAACAUUGCCAAUGCUCUUUGUCCAAUAUGCACGUUUUGUUUACUUGGUUGCUGGAAAUGCGGAAAAAGCUAGAGAGGUUCUAGUUGAAGCCAUUGAUAAUGCACAACUAUCAAAGCCACUUUUAGAGGCCUUAAUCCAUCUAGAGGCUAUUCAGUCGGCUGCUAAGAGAAUUGACUAUUUGGACUCAUUGGUUGAAAAGUUUAUAUUGCCCAUCCUUGAGAACCCCAAUCCUGCAAGUUCUGCUGACAGAGAAGAACUAUCUGGUAUAUUUUUGGAGUUCUUGAAUCUCUUUGGAGAUGCACAGUCUAUCAAGAAAGCUGAAGACCGGCAUGCGAAGCUCUUUUUACGCCAGAGGUACACAUCAGAGUUGAGGAAACGACAUGCUGAAGACUUUCUAGCUUCAGACAAGGCAAAGCUGGUUAAAUCUUAUCCGGGUGUUCCCUCAACAACACAAUCGUUGAUGGGUGCAUACCCAACUGCACAGAACCAGUGGACUGCUGGAUAUGGGCUACAACCUCAAGCUUGGUCCCAGGCAUCACAGGCAGGACAACAGUGGAACCCUGGCUAUGCUCAACAGGCUGGAUAUGGUGGGUAUACUGGUUAUGGCAGCGGCUAUACUCAUCCCCAGAUUCCCAGUUCAACUGCACAAAGCACUGCUUAUGGCUCUUAUCCUCCAACAUAUCCUGCCCAGACCAUCCCACACCAGAGCUAUGCCCAACCAGCCACAGCAGCAGCAUUUGCUCCAACUCAGCAACAAGCACCAGCACAGCAGGCUUACUAUGGGACUUAUUAUUGAUCUGUCAAAAAAUUGUCCAUCACAAUUUUGCCAUAUGUAAAUUAGGUUCUUUUUGCAUCUCUUUGAUAGAAAUUGAGCUAUACCCUGGUUUUUUUUUAUAAUCUGGGUUUGGGCGAUCUGGUAGACAGUAGAGGUGUUUACGAGUCAAUGUAUUGCAACUGUGACUAACCUGGAAGGUGCAUUGCAAUGGAAUUGUAUUU
This is a messenger RNA of Telopea speciosissima, 2945 nucleotides long. RefSeq names its product pre-mRNA-processing factor 39-like. The coding region runs from base 226 to 2745 and encodes 839 amino acids. The record is from RefSeq and is a predicted model, not a curated record. The transcript is spliced from 14 exons. NCBI's taxonomy places the organism in Eukaryota, Viridiplantae, Streptophyta, Magnoliopsida, Proteales, Proteaceae. Gene Ontology annotation, molecular function: protein binding. Gene Ontology annotation, cellular component: U1 snRNP; commitment complex; U2-type prespliceosome. Gene Ontology annotation, biological process: mRNA 5'-splice site recognition; RNA processing.